Molecule: messenger RNA, 1465 nt
Organism: Tachysurus fulvidraco (yellow catfish)
Lineage: Eukaryota; Metazoa; Chordata; Actinopteri; Siluriformes; Bagridae
Gene: fhl5
Product: four and a half LIM domains 5
Exons: 6
Coding region: 300-1142 (280 amino acids)
Cellular component (GO): Z disc; nucleus
Molecular function (GO): transcription coregulator activity
Source: RefSeq, a predicted model, not a curated record
CUGGUUGCCACAUUUGCACCCUGGUGCUAUAGCUUCUUAUUGGAUGGUAGAAAAUAAAACGAUGGAGAAAAAAGCAAUAUAGACGUUCUGGAGGAACUGUUAUGGGAGAACGUCCAUAAAAGGUGUAGACAUGUGCAGCGUGGUUAUUCUCCCCAGAGAUUUAAGCUAAUAAAGGGACUGUAUUUAUAGAUGCUCUAUUCAAUGCAUCGUGUUAAUCGGUGAAAAUCCGACCCAACGCCUGGACACCACACACUCCAUCCACACACUGCAGGAGCGGUUCUGAACUCUACCGAAGAGCGAUGUCUACAGAAAGAUUUGACUGCCAUUACUGCAAAGACUCACUGCUUGGCAAAAAAUACAUCCUGAAAGAAGACACACAAUACUGCACCAAGUGUUAUGAGAACCUCUUUGCUAACUGUUGUGAGGGUUGCUCCUUACCAAUCGGGUGCAACAACAAGGAUCUAUCCUACAAGGAUCGCCACUGGCAUGAGAACUGCUUCAAGUGUGGCAAAUGCGGACGCUCAUUAGCGGAGAAAGCGUUUGCUGCUAAAGAUGAACUUCUGCUGUGCACCGAGUGCUACUCCAACGAAUACUCUUCCAAGUGCAAUAACUGCGCAAAAACUAUCCUGCCAGGCUCACGGAAAAUGGAGUACAAGGGGAACAGCUGGCACGAGACCUGCUUUCUGUGUCAGCGCUGCCAGCAGCCGAUAGGAACCAAGCCCUUUAUCCCCAAAGAUAACAGCUACUUCUGUGUCCCCUGCUUUGAGAAGCAGUUCGCCUAUCAGUGCUGCUCCUGCAAGAAAGCUAUCACCACCGGCGGCGUGACAUACAACGACAAGCCGUGGCACCGCGAAUGUUUCACCUGCAUCGGCUGUAAGAAACAGCUAGCGGGACAACGCUUCACCUCCCGAGAGAACUACCCCUACUGUCUGGAGUGCUUCAGCAACCUGUACGCUAAGAAAUGCGUCGGUUGCACCAAACCUAUUACUAGUUUGGCAGGAGCGAAGUAUAUCUCAUUCGAGGAGCGUCAGUGGCACAGCGAGUGUUUUACAUGCAUGCAGUGCUCCGUGUCGCUCGUGGGCCGUGGUUUCCUCACACAGCGUGAUGACAUUCUGUGCACCGAUUGCGGACGUGAGAAGUGAAAGAAGAAGGAGGAAGAAAAAAAACACUCAUCUUUGGAUCAGUGAUAUGUUUUUAUGUUAUUCUUAACACACAUUCUUCUGCAUGUCUUUGACAUUAGUAUAUUAUUUGCAUAAAGAUGUAUUCUGUUGCCAUAUUAAGCCCUAUUUGGAUGGGAUUAGUUUGCAAAUGGGGUAAUAUGAUUAUUACCGGUCUUUUGCUUUUUGUUAAAUAAAUUUUUGUUCUGGUUAGGAUCUAUUUUUUUUCCUCCUAACCCUAAGGUUGUGGGUUCGAGUCUCCGGAUGGCAGUACCACGACUGAGGUGCCCUUGAGCAAGACAUGAAAC